Messenger RNA from Tarenaya hassleriana, 2691 nucleotides. RefSeq lists its product as uncharacterized. The transcript is spliced from 18 exons. Bases 415 to 2460 code for a protein of 681 amino acids. Gene Ontology annotation, biological process: regulation of response to reactive oxygen species. Lineage: Eukaryota; Viridiplantae; Streptophyta; Magnoliopsida; Brassicales; Cleomaceae. The record is from RefSeq and is a predicted model, not a curated record.
GGCGAAGCCGGACACGCACCACCAUGAAACAACUGAACGGUUGCAGAUGAAGAAAAUCAUCGUUCUCUCAUCUCCUCUCGUCCCCAAAUCAAGGAAAAAAUUUUCAAAGACAAUUGAAAGAAAAAAAAGUCUGAAAAAUACACCAAACAACAACCGAGGGCAAACAACGACAUCAACGUUGUGUCCUGCAAGAGAGGAGGACACGCCACGCAAAGUGUCUCCACUCCUUCCUCUGUGUGUCCCCUUCAUUGUUUAUCUCUCCGCUUUACUCAAGGAUUCGAAACUUCUUCGAUCAAUUUCAUGAAUUAGCACUGACCCAGAUUCCAGAAUCCGGUUACGAGUAGUGGGUCGAGAUUCGUCCAAGGUUAAAACCGAUUUCAGUGCUUCAGAUAGGGUUCUUGCUGCUCUGGGGAAAUGGCCGCUCUGUUAGCUUCUCAGAGCUGCUAUGGCUGUGAAACCAUGAGAGCCACGAAAACCCCUCAUCAAGAUCUCGUCAGCAAGCCAAAGAGAUUUCGCAUUGUGAUGAGACAGACGGAAUCGCCCUCCAAGUUCGGUUCCAAUGGGCGGCCCGUCAAAAUGGUUCCCACAAGUGAGGUUGUGAAAAGGAAAGAUCCACCUACGAAGAAAGUGAAUGGAUCCGAGAGAGUUGUUAAUGGAGCGAGUUUGGUUCGUAGAGAUAUUAAUGGUGCAUCAUCGGCUUUGGUUAAGGCACCGAAGAAGAAAGGAUCUCAGGGAUUACCGCCUCUCGAGGAAGCUAGAGUUCUUCCUUCCGAUGAAGGUUUCAGCUGGGCCGACGAAAAUUACAAUUCGCUAAAAAGGAGCGUCGAUGUUUGGUCCUUUGUUAUUUCCUUGAGGGUCCGUGUCUUGUUGGACAAUGCAAAAUGGUCAUAUGUUGGAGGAUUUACAGAAGAAAAGCAGAAAAAGAGAAGACGAGAAACCGCAUCAUGGCUGAGAGAGAGUGUCUUGCAGCUUGGUCCAACGUUCAUCAAGCUUGGACAGUUGUCCUCAACAAGGUCGGAUUUGUUUCCGCGAGAAUUCGUGGACGAGCUUGCCAAGUUGCAGGACAGGGUCCCAGCCUUUUCACCAGAGAAAGCAAAGCGAUUCAUCGAGACUGAACUCGGUGCUCCCAUCAGUAUAAUAUUCAAAGAAUUCGAGGAGCAGCCCAUUGCUGCAGCUAGUCUUGGUCAGGUACACAGGGCCGUGUUGCAGAACGGAGAAAUCGUUGUAGUGAAAGUACAAAGACCCGGGCUCAAGAAACUGUUCGACAUUGAUCUACGAAAUCUGAAGCUAAUUGCAGAGUAUUUUGAAAAAAGCGAAACCUUUGGCAGCAAUGAUUGGGUCGGUAUUUAUGAAGAGUGCGCUACGAUUCUAUACCAAGAGAUCGAUUACAUAAACGAAGGGAAGAAUGCUGACAGGUUCAGGAGAGACUUUCGGAAUAUAAAGUGGGUCCGAGUACCUUUGGUCUACUGGGAAUACACUGCCUCAAAGGUAUUGACGUUGGAGUAUGUACCAGGCGUCAAGAUCAAUAAGUUAGACACUCUAGAUUCACGGGGCUAUGACCGUUCAAGAAUUGCUUCACGGGCCAUUGAAGCAUACCUUAUCCAGAUACUCAAAACCGGUUUCUUUCACGCGGAUCCCCACCCGGGAAAUCUCGCUAUCGAUGAGGAUGAAACAAUCAUCUAUUAUGACUUUGGAAUGAUGGGAGAGAUCAAAACAUUUACUCGGAAGAGAUUGCUCGAUCUUUUCUAUGCAGUGUAUGAAAAAGAUGCCAAAAAGGUCAUGCAAAACCUUAUCGAGCUCGAAGCACUUCAACCCACCGGAGAUUUGUCAUCGGUGAGGAGGUCUAUUCAGUACUUCUUGGACAACCUAUUGAGCCAAUCACCCGACCAGCAGCAGACUUUGGCAGCUAUAGGAGAGGACCUGUUUGCAAUUGCUCAAGAUCAGCCAUUUCGCUUCCCGUCCACUUUUACAUUUGUCCUGCGGGCGUUUUCCACCCUCGAGGGUAUCGGUUACACCCUCGAUCCGGAUUUUUCCUUCGUGAAAGUUGCAGCACCUUAUGCUCAGGAACUUCUGGAUUUAAGAACAAAGCGGCCUACAGGAACUCAGCUUGUUCAAGAAAUAAGGAAACAAGCUGAUGAUGCGAGGUCUUCCACUCUAUCGAUGCCAACCCGGAUUCAACGUAUAGAAGAAUUCGUAAAACAAUUGGAAUCAGGCGACAUGAAACUCCGAGUCCGGGUUCUUGAGUCGGAAAGAGCGGCCCGAAAGGCGACGAUACUGCAGAUGGCGACGAUGUAUACAGUUCUUGGGGGCACUCUGCUCAAUCUUGGGGUGACAUUCAGUAACCAAGGAAGUCAGGUUAUUGCCAAUGGAUCUUUCAUCGGUGCAGGAAUUUUCAUGGGUCUGAUACUUAGAUCUAUGCAAAGGGUGAAGAAGCUUGAUAAGUUUGAGAAAAUGAUAUGAUGAUAGAUGAUGAUGAUGAUGGUGAUGAUGAUGAAAUGGGGAUGAUGAUAAUGAUGAUGGUGAUGGAAUCUCAGAAUCAUUUUCAUAACAAGGUGUAGCAAAAUCCUUGAAUUCACAUUUUUACACCAUUUUUAAAGUGUACAAAAUUUUACUGUCAUGCAUAAAUCAGUGUAACAAACAAAAGGGAUAUAUACCAGUAACUAAAUAUGAAAACUCUUUUUUUUUUUUUCA